GUGGCAGAAAUGACUGAGUCGGGAGCUCUGAAGUUGAUCGCGUCCAGGACCGGAGGCGAGCCGUGAGCCAACUCCAGGGUUCCCGGCUGCCGGAGGGGAGCAGGCUUCCCGGGCCGGGGGAGGAGGCCCGGGGACCAUGGCCGGCGCGGCCGUCCAGCUCCUGGGUUUCACGCUCGGCCUCCUUGGCCUGGUGGGGACGCUGACCGCCACCGUCCUGCCCCACUGGCGGAGGACGGCGCACGUGGGCACCAACAUCCUGACCGCCGUGGCGGUGCUCAAGGGCCUGUGGAUGGAGUGCGUCUGGCACAGCACGGGCAUCUACCAGUGCCAGAUCUACCGCUCGCUGCUGGCCCUGCCCCGGGACCUGCAAGCCGCCCGCGCCCUGAUGGUCAUCUCCUGCCUGCUGGGCGGCCUGGCCUGCUCCGCCUCCGUCGUGGGCAUGAGGUGCACCCGCUGCGCCAAGGGCACCCCGGCCAAGAACGCCUGCGUGGUCUGCGGCGGGGUGCUCUUCGUCCUGUCCGGCCUCCUCUGCCUGGGGGCCGUGUCCUGGACCGCCCACGACGUGGUGGUGAGUUUCUACAACCCUCUGGUCCCCAGCGGCAUGAAGUACGAGCUCGGCCAAGCGCUCUAUCUGGGCUUCUUGUCCUCGUCCCUGACCCUCAUCGGCGGGACGCUGCUCUGCGCGUCCUGCCAGAGAGAGGUGCCCCGUGUCCCCUACCAGCUGCCCCCACGGGGACCGCGCUCCGCGCCCCCCUACGUGCCCCCCGCCGCCUUGAAGGACAACUACGCUCCCUCGCUGACUUCCGCCUCCCGCAGCAGCUACAGGCUCCAUGACUAUGUGUGAGGCGCAAGGGCGUCUCCCCCGGCGCAGGGAGCCGGAAGGGACGGGUCGCCGGCGGGGCCGGACACAAGCUGGCAUCCACGGGCUGUUGACUGUCCUGAUUCUGUAUCCCCGGGGAAACGGGAGCUCAACAAACUUCGCCUGGAACCCAAGGCGGGAGGAGGGAGGGAAGAAAGGCAGGAGGCCGCAAUCGGGGAAUACCGGAUUGCUUGGCGGCUUCUGCGUGACCAUAGUCAUGGCUCCGGGUCCGUG
Tachyglossus aculeatus (Australian echidna) is the source of this 1093-nucleotide messenger RNA. It is a transcript of the gene CLDN14, whose product is annotated as claudin 14. The record is from RefSeq and is a predicted model, not a curated record. Gene Ontology annotation, molecular function: structural molecule activity. Bases 137 to 844 code for a protein of 235 amino acids. Gene Ontology annotation, cellular component: plasma membrane; bicellular tight junction. Lineage: Eukaryota; Metazoa; Chordata; Mammalia; Monotremata; Tachyglossidae. The transcript is spliced from 2 exons. Gene Ontology annotation, biological process: bicellular tight junction assembly; cell adhesion.